CUCUGGUGCGCGGCUCCUCGGGGAUAUACGGUAGCUGUAGUUCCGGGUUCGGCUCUCGUUCUUCCGCUCCGGGCUCUGAUGAUCGGUGAUUCCGGGAUCGGAGGCCAGUGAGGUUUUUGGGGUCUCCUAAGUCCGCAGCCAUGCUGGACACCAGUAACCCGCGCCGUCUCCUGGGCCAGAUCCGCUGUGUCCUGGAGAGUAUCGAGUGUUUCCGCCGUGCGGCGCCGCUCCCUGAGGUGCUGUGCUACGUCCCCGGGGAGGUUCUGUACAAGAUCUGCAAGGACCCAAACACCGCGUCCUCCGCCCGCUCCCUGCUCACCGUAUGGGAGGCCCCGGGCUACUCCAAGCAGAACCUCAAGAAGCUGUCCCGAGCCACCGUGGAGGUCCGCAAAGGGAGCUGCGUCCGAGCCACGGGGGAGGAGUACGGCAACGCCAACGGCCUCUGGGUGAAGCUGAGCAAGGAGCAGAUGGAGGAAUACAGAGAGAGCUGUGAGCUGGUGGAGGGCUGGGUGCUGCUGUGCCGCCAGGAUGAAGGUGGCGACCGGCUGGUGCCCAUAGAGUCACCCGACAAAACCUCCAGACAGCAGCAGAUAUUCGGGAUAGAUCACAAGCCCCUCAGCAGAAAGCUGCUGCUGACGGUGGACUCCACGGAUGAGAACUACAUGCCCAAGAGGGUGGUGGUCUACGGGGGUGAGAGGGACUCCCUGAGGAAGCUCAACGACGUCCUCAUAGAGGACAGCCUCAUCGGAGACGUUUGUGUCCUGGAUGACAUGACGGUUCAUAUGCCGCUUAUUGAGAUCCGAAUCACAGAGUGCUUUGAUGAAGGGAUCGAUGUGCGGAUCCGCGGGAUAAAGAUCAAAUCGUCUAAGGAGCGGCACCCGGGGCUGACGGCCGACAUGUUUCACCCUCCCAACCUGGUACGAUACCCGCGACUAGAAGCAAUUGAUCCCGACAUCCUGUACCGAAGAGCCGUGGUGAUUCAGAGAUUUGUCAAGCUGCUCGACAAUGUCCUCCAUCACCUCGUACCCGUCUGGGACCACAGUAUCGGUACCUUUAACCAGCUGAAGCACAUUAAGCAGUUCCUGCUCCUGUCCCGCCGCCGCUGCCCGCUCAUCACCCAGUGCCUGAAGGACUCUGAGACCAGCAAACCCAACUUCAUGCCGCGCCUGUACAUAAACCGUAGGCUGGCGGUGGAGCACCGCGACAACCCCGCCCUGGACCCCACUUACAAGAAGACCGUGUUCAGCCAGGUGUAUGAAGGCCUAAAGCCCACAGAUAAGUCAGAGAAGCCGCUGGAUUACCGGUGGCCGGUGCGUUACGACCAGUGGUGGGAGUGCAAAUUUAUUGCUGAGGGAAUCAUUGAUCAAGGUGGAGGUUUUCGUGACAGUCUGGCCGAUAUAUCAGAGGAGCUCUGCCCCAGCUCUGCCGAUUCUCCGGUGCCGCUGCCGUUUUUCGUGCGCACGUCAAAUCAGGGGAACAGCACCGGGGAGGCACGGGACAUGUACGUACCCAACCCGUCCUGCAGGGAUCUGGCAAAGUACGAGUGGAUUGGGCAGCUGAUGGGCGCAGCUCUGCGGGGCAAGGAAUUCCUGGUCUUGGCAUUACCCGGCCUCAUAUGGAAGCAGCUGACUGCGGAGGACGUGAGCUGGAGCAAAGAUUUCCCAGCUGUCGAUUCCCUACUGGUGAAGCUACUGGAGAUGAUAGAGUUAAUGGAUAAGGAGACAUUUGAGUUUAAGUUUGGCGGAGAGCUGACAUAUACCACGGUGCUGAGCGACCAAAAGAUGGUGGAGCUGAUACCUGGAGGCAGCAACAUCUCAGUGCGCUACGAGGACCGUAUGGAGUUCAUCCGAAUGGUGCAGAAGGCGCGACUGGAGGAGAAUAAAGAGCAGAUUGAUGCCCUCCAGGCUGGGCUCUUGAAGGUGAUCCCACAGGCUGUAUUAGAUCUCCUCACGUGGCAGGAGCUGGAAAAGCGAGUCUGUGGGGAUCCUGAGAUCUCUGUGGAUGCCCUGAAAAAGCUGACCCGGUUCGAGGAUUUGGAGCUGACUGACAUCCGAGUUCAGUAUUUUUGGGAGGCGCUAAAUAACUUCACAAAUGAGGAUCGCAGCCGCUUCCUCAGGUUUGUCACUGGUCGGAGUCGUCUCCCGGCACCAAUUUACAUCUAUCCAGAUAAAUCUGGCUCUGACACUACAGACUCCCUCCCUGAAUCCUCCACCUGCUCCAGUACUUUAUAUCUGCCCAACUACCCAAGCGCCAAGAUCUGCGAAGAAAAGCUGCGAUACGCUGCGUACAAUUGUGUGGCCAUCGAUACAGACAUGAGCCCGUGGGAGGAGUAAAAUGGCGGCAGAUUGCAUGCUCAGAGAACCGCGCUUUAUUUAUGUUUAUGAACUGAUUGCUGAUGCUCCGAAAAGAUGUCCCGGCCACCGCAGUGAUUGUGCUAUUUUUUUUAUGGUUCUGACUGCAUCCUCUGAAAUACAAGAACUAAAUGCAAA
Hyla sarda is the source of this 2489-nucleotide messenger RNA. It is a transcript of the gene HECTD3, whose product is annotated as HECT domain E3 ubiquitin protein ligase 3. NCBI's taxonomy places the organism in Eukaryota, Metazoa, Chordata, Amphibia, Anura, Hylidae. Gene Ontology annotation, molecular function: ubiquitin-protein transferase activity. The record is from RefSeq and is a predicted model, not a curated record.